AUGCCGCCGAGGAGAGAGAUUCGGAUUCCAUCGGUGAGAAGGCUAGCCGAUGAGGCAGAAACGUCGGGGAACCGGGGGCAUCCGUCAUCUGGUACAACAGGUCACGUCAAUCGCUGCAACUCUGGAAACGCUCCUAGGUCAAGCGACUUAACCGCUGGACCGUCGAGCAGAUCGUCAAGAUCCAUAAACAGGUCGCCUGUUGCAGGAGAUGGAUUCGUUCCUCUCAAUAUCUUUGAGGAGGACAUCAGUUCCAUUCUUGACUUUAACGGGCGAAUUGGAGGGGAUCCAACAAGGAGUGAUGAAGCCACGGUGAGAGCAACGCUGAAUGUAUGCGGUCAGGCAAAUAAGGGGGUGACGUACAUAAUCCCGCGUCCAAACCAGCGCCCAUGGAAUCUGCCUAAGGGGUACAUAUGCAUGUACGAGGCGUACUUUAGAGACUGUCACCUCUGCUUUCCGAUCUCGUCACUGCUGAGCUUGUAUGCUCAUCGCCGAAACUUGGCGAUCUGUCAGCUUACGCCAGCUGGGGUGUGUAACUUCACUGGCAUUCUGACGAUAGCUGCUGAAGUCGGAUGCCGUGUUGGAGUAUGUCUUUUUAAGGUUAUGACUACCUUGAAGCAAUCAAAGGUGGCCGGAACAUGGGUAGUGAACAUGGCCCCGAGACAUAAUAUUCUUCCAGGGAAGAAAACAACUCGUCCCGUAGCCUACGGACCCUUGACCGCAGAAAUUCAAGCUGUGAAAAACGCUCUUUUGAGGGGUCCAAAUCGCGAGUGGAAAUACUUAUCCCGACAGAGAGUAGAGAGAGCAAUGGAGCAAGGAAGAAGACUUUUUCCGAACAUCGCCGACGUCCUGCGCGAGUUCAGCCAGGAUUCGCAGGGUAACCAUGACGAGGUCAACAUCCCUGAUGAGACCGCGGCACCUGCCCUAGUCGAAGAAUCCGCUCUUGGCGAUGAGACGAGGGCUGCUGAGAUUGUUCCUGCAGGGGCGCAACAGGAGGGGAGGAAGAAGAAGAAGAAAGAUAAGGGGAAGGGAUUGCCUGCCUCAGAAGGCGAUCAGAGCCGUAAGAGGUCGGCGUCUGAUGCCGGUCUUGACUUCGUCGACCAGUCAGUCGAGCCUUUCCGAGCGGUUUGGAGGAACGAGAAGACUGACAAGUUCACCUUCGACUACUUCGGCGAAGGUCCUCUUUCAAUGAAUUCGCUGGCGUCGGCUCAUUUGUGCCGAAACAUCAAGAUUUCUUCCAAGCUAUGGGCCAAAACAUUUACCGAACGUUCGACCUUUACGCAGAUGGUCGCCAAUCCUAACACCAUGCUCUUCAAAUACCACGUUUGGGAUGAGAGUCAUGCAACGUCGGAGCAAGUUUUCGCUAAAAUGAAAAAUUGCUAUGAAGACGGUAGGGCGAAGAUUAAGGACUUGGCAGCGAAAGUAGCUUCCUUGGAGAAGGAUCUCGAAGUGGAGAAGAAAAAUGCGGCAGAUCUGAUGGUAGUGGCUGCGUCCGCUGAGGAGGAUAGGAAGAAGGCGCAGAGCGAUCUGGAUGACGUCUGUAACAAGCUUGCGUCCGAAACGAGACGGUUUCGGAAGGAUCGCUGGGAGAAGGUCGAGAGGACCAGGAUCAAGGCGCAAGGUCGUCUGGAUCGAGUCAGAGCCUAUCUGACCGAACAGGGGGAGAGAGCUCGCCCUCAUGAGGACAAAAUCAACCAAUCCAUUGGUAUUGAUGAGAUGGCUAAGGAUUUGGUGAAAGAGGGAAUUGUCAUUCCGGAGAAGAAGAUGGCGGAAAUUGCUGGCUUGAGUAGGUAUCUACAGGGACUUUACGACAAGAUGUCGUCCCUUAAAGCUUCGGAUCUCGAACUGCAGUGUCGUCGGAUCAGCUUGGCUAUGGCCUCCCGAAGGAUGACAAUCCGCCAGAAUCGGUUCGGGAUCCGCAUGGGUCGAAUGCCUCUCUUUUUCGGGCCGAUCUGUCUUCGGCAUAGGACGACCUAG
Molecule: messenger RNA, 1974 nt
Organism: Capsella rubella
Lineage: Eukaryota; Viridiplantae; Streptophyta; Magnoliopsida; Brassicales; Brassicaceae
Product: meiosis-specific protein ASY2-like
Exons: 4
Coding region: 1-1974 (657 amino acids)
Source: RefSeq, a predicted model, not a curated record